AUGGCCUCAUCAUCAAUCUUCCGCUUGUAUCUAGUUCUUUUGUCUACAGUAUUUGCAGCUGUUAUUCCAUUUGACCAGGAUACCCCAACCGGCAACCAUACCGAGGCGUCGGCGGAGCGAACUUUCUUCUAUGUCGGUGGACAAUAUGUGAACUCGACCUCUGUAGCACCCUUUGGUGUUCAUCCAUGGUUCCGCGCAAACGGCUACGGCAAGUUCAACUUCCAAGCGCUCCAUCUCGCCCUCUCACCUAAGCUGCAGCUGCUGACAAACGGCCAGAAUUGGUUGAACACCCCGGAUGGCCGUGAAGGAUGGGCUUCCUACUUCCUCCGCCAGGGCUAUGUGGUCUAUUUGACUGACCAGCCCGAACGUGGACGCUCUCCAUACAUGCCUGGCAGCGGUGAACUCGCCGUCUUCCCCACCGCGGCGAUUUCCUCCCUCUUCACUGCCCCUGGCAAAGUUGUCCCUCUUCCUUAUCCCCAAGCCGCCCUCCACACUCAAUGGCCGGGCACCGGUCUACCAGGCGACCCUGUCUUCGACGCCUUCUACUCGACACAGGUCCAAUUCCAGGCCAACGGCACCAUCGCCGCUCAGCUGGUCAACAACUCGUACGUCGCACUGGCAGACCGCAUCGCUACGCCUCACAUACUGGUCACGCACUCCCAGGCCGGGCCGUUCGGGUGGCAGCUUGCCAACGAGAGGCCGGACCUAGUUGCCGGGAUCGUAGCCAUCGAGCCCGGCGCGGGCCCGUUCGAGACCUGGACAGGCCCGCCGUAUGCACCGGGUUAUGCAUCACCCUGGCCGCCCUUUCCAUACGGGCUCACAGCGCUACCGCUUUUGUAUGACCCGCCGUUGCCAGACAACGAUCCGAAUGCUAUAGCUCGGCAGCUUGUCCCGCCUGCAGGUCCUAACCUGGCCUCAUGUAUCCUGCAGGCUGAACCGGCGAGGAGGCUGCCUAACAUGGCCAAGGUACCUGUGCUGCAGAUAGUUGGGGAGGCUAGCUUUCAGGCUGUGUAUUCUGGGUGCAUCGCGAGUUACUUGGAGCAGGCCGGCGUAGAUGUGGAGUUUGUGAGAUUGGAGGAGAGGGGCGUGAGAGGGAACGGGCAUUUCAGCUUCAUGGAGAAAAAUAGCAUCCAGGUUGUGGAAAAGGUGGUAGCACCAUUCUUAGACAGAGUGGAAAAGGAAUGA
Molecule: messenger RNA, 1185 nt
Organism: Diaporthe amygdali
Lineage: Eukaryota; Fungi; Ascomycota; Sordariomycetes; Diaporthales; Diaporthaceae
Exons: 2
Coding region: 1-1185 (394 amino acids)
Source: RefSeq, a predicted model, not a curated record